This is a messenger RNA of Rotaria sordida, 960 nucleotides long. The record is from the annotation of a GenBank genome assembly. Lineage: Eukaryota; Metazoa; Rotifera; Eurotatoria; Philodinida; Philodinidae.
AUGGAUAAACUGUGUUUACGGUCAUAUAUAAAAACUCGCUUGUUAUUAGGUUUAACUGCUACACAAAUUCAUGAUGAAUUAACUAUUGCUUAUGGACAAAGUGUUGUUUCAUAUCGUACAGUUGCUCGAUGGGUUGAACGAUUUUCAAACGAGCAAUGGUCCUUGGAAGAUAAUCCUCGAAGUGAUCGUCCAAUAACCGCCAUUACUCAACAAAAUAUUGAUGCUGUUAAUGAUCUGAUAUACAUAUCACAUGGUAGUGUAUAUACUAUUCUCAAGGAACAUCUAGGCUUAACAAAGAUAACGUCAAGAUGGGUACCACAUAAACUUACUGAAGAACAACGACAACGACGUGUUGAUAUUUGCACCAAAAAUUUACAAAAACUUGAAGGUGGUACAUGGAGACUAUGUGAUAUAAUUACUGGUGAUGAAACAUGGGUGGCAAAAAAUGAAGGUCCUCCAACAGUAGUGAAAAGACAACAAUUUGAAAAAAAAACAAUGUUUGUUAUCUUUUUUAUGACAAAUGGUCCAUUACUUAUUCAUGAAUUACCGUCUGGAACAUCAAUUAAUGCUGUUUAUUAUCGUGAUCAAUGUUUAAAAAAGUUAGUCAAAAAUUUACGGAAGAAAAGACCAUCAUCAACAACAAAUGGUAUUAAGCUGCACCAUGAUAAUGCUCAACCACAUACAAAUAAUAUUAUUUUUGAUUUUCUUCAAGAGAAAAAAAUCAAUGUUAUGCCUCAUCCACCAUACUCACCUGAUCUUGCUCCUUCAGAUUUUUGGUUGUUCGAUUAUCUGAAACGUGAUCUUGAUCAAUAUCCAGAUGAUACAAGUUUAGCUAAAGCAAUAACCAAGACACUUAAAUCAACACCUAUUAAUGAAUACCAAAAGACCUUUCAGAAAUGGAUUGAAAGGAUGAAACUUUGUAUCGAACAUCAUGGUGACUACUUCGAACAUUUAUUGUAA